AUGCCAGUGAUAAGAAAGAAAAUGAGAGAAAAUGUGACGGGAUCUGCCUCAAAACAGUUUAACUCAACUGGUUCAGGUUUAAGUCUUUAGCAUUUAAAUUCUUAGCAGUAUAACACUAAUUUGGAUAGCAACACUUUAAGAAAUCAUAAUAUUAUCUAAAAGAUAAAAAGUUCGGGGUCUCUUGAAGGUUCCGGUGAAGGUACCAAGUCACCAGGUUCAAUAGAAAAGAGAAGAAAUAUGAAUAGUUCUCCAGCUGAUUCAUUCUUGAAAGUUUCAUAAACCUCUAGAAUAGAUCCUGAAAGUGGAAAAUUAAUUUUUGACAAAGGAAAAAGUGGAGGUGCGGAUAAGGGAAGUUUAGGUCAAGAGAUUUAAGUUUAGCCCAGAGAAUAGAUGUGCAAGACUGCUAGAACUUAGUUUUAAAUAGAGAAAAAUAUUAUUGACUAAACACUGAAAAAGGUAAAACCAUUUGAUUUCAAUGGGAAUAUAGCUGAGAAAAUAGGAUCUUAAAAGCCACUAAUAGCUAUUUAGCAAAAGAAUAAUGAAUUGUUGUAAUAAAAAUACUAGAUGCUUAAGCCUUAAACUCUAAAACCAGAAGCCUUCAACAUUGAGGAUUCAGGAAAGAAAAGCAUGAAGGCUGAGAAAGUUUAUUUUGAAAUUGAUAGCUCUCCUGAAUAGAGUAUUGCAAAACCAACAAAGGAACAAUCGAUAAGAAGACUAGAGGAUCGACUAAAUUUAAUGAGAAUUAAGAGUUCUAAUGAUGACUAAAAGCAAAAUAAUAAUUCUUAAUUUGGACACAGUAGCAUGAUUCUUGAUCAUUAGACAAAUCAAAUAAUAAACGAAAAAGACUACUAAAUGUAUAUGAAUGAACUAUCUGUACUAGAUACUAAAAAUAGUAAACAGCAAAUUUAAAAGAUCGAGGGUAUUAGUGAAAAGUUUAAACUAGUUAUAAAAAUACUCAGAAAACUUUCUAUUUCAAUAUCUGGCUUGAGGCCAUUAUUAGAAAUUGUUCUUAAAUUUGUAUAAAGAGCGUGUCUCGUGCCCUUUGAUGAUGUUCCAUCAGUAAUAUACUAGUAAUUAACAGGAAAAGACAAACAGUAUGCUGAAGAUAAUACGAAAAACUAUUUAAGGAAUUAUGUUUAAGACUAAAACGAUUCCAAGCAAAACUUAGACCAUUAAAUCAAUAUAUUGAAUUAAGAAAUAAAGAUCAGAGAUGACAUGAUAUCGAGGAUGGAAAAUUCUAAUUUGAUUAAAGAGAAGAAUUAGCUUCUAUUCAAAGUGGAGGAGUUAAAAGGAGAAAUUCAAUAAUUUUCUGUUAAAUAUGAAAGAUCCUAUGAUGAGCUAUUGAAGAGUCAGAAGCUACUUAUAUAUACUCAGAAUGAAAAGGAUAGAUAAGACGUAAAACUAGCUCAUUAUAAAAAUAAAAUUAAUGGACUUAAGGAUAAAAUGCAAAGAGAAUGCAUUGACAAUAAGAAUUUCAUUACAAUUGUUGAUAAGUACAAGGCUAUUAUAAAAAGUCUAGAAAAGUAGGUGAAAGAUGAAAACUAGUAAAAGCUAAUGAUUUUGAGAAACAGCUAGCACCCUUAGAUUGAGGAAUUGACUCCGAGGUACAGGAAAUUUGAGUAGGCUUUUGAAUAGUUUGGAUUAGAAAAGUAGUAUGAAUAUGUGAAAGAUGCAAGUAGCAAUUAAAAAAUUGAAAAAUUGCUAAAAUUCAGUCAUGAUUAUCUGAGAGUACUUGAAAAAGAUAAGUAAAACUUGUAAAACAAAAUUAAGGUCAUGAUGAAAUGA
Molecule: messenger RNA, 1785 nt
Organism: Stylonychia lemnae
Lineage: Eukaryota; Ciliophora; Spirotrichea; Sporadotrichida; Oxytrichidae
Source: the annotation of a GenBank genome assembly